AUGAACGACGAAUUCGAAUACUCUCGCCAUGCUGGAAUGUCGGGCUAUGACAGCAAAAGCCAGCAAAGUGCAGAAAAUCAUGAUUUGAAUCAUGACGCGGUCUUUGGUGAGAUAAGUGAGGAUGGACCAAAUUAUCGUGCUGUUGGACGAUUGGGCACAACUGUCCUAAUGCUCAAAACGAAUCUCGGUCUUGGUGUCCUUUCAAUACCAGCUGUUUUCGACACGUUGGGUAUGAUUCCUGGUCUUAUCUGUAUCAUCACAAUGGCUACGAUUACGGGAUGGUCACAAUACAUGAUUGGAGUAUUCAAGCGACGACAUCCUGAAGUCUAUGGUAUUGAAGAUGUUGGUGGGAUGAUUUUUGGAAAUAUUGCUAAGGAGCUCAUUGGUGCUGGAUUCUUCGUUUUCUGGAUUUUCGUCUCGGCUUCAGGAAUGCUUAGUGUUUCUAUCGCCUUGAAUGCUUUAUCGACCCAUGCUACUUGCACCGCUGUGUUUGUCGCUGUCGCUGCCAUCAUUGCCUACAUUUUGGCCAGUAUUCAAACACUGGGUAAAAUCACAUGGCUCGCAUGGAUCGGUGUUGCUGGUAUCAUUACUUCUAUUCUUACUCUUACAAUCGCUGUUGGUGUUCAAGGAAAACCUGCCGAUGCCCCUGUUACUGUAGGCCCUUACAAGUCCGAUUUCAAACUUUUCGGCUCUCCAUCAUUCACCGAUGCUAUAUCUGCCUGUGGUUCUCUGGUUUUUGCUUAUGCGGGAACACCCGGUUACUUCAAUAUUCAUUCGGAGAUGCGUGAUCCAAGAGGUUACUCUCGUUCGGUGUUUUUCAGUCAAGGUCUUAUCACUGCAAUCUAUAUUGCAAUCGGUAUCGUCGUUUACUACUUUUGCGGAUCAUAUGUUGCGUCACCUGCCCUCGGCUCCGCAGGUCUCGUUAUGAAGAAAGUCUGUUACGGGCUCGCUCUUCCUGGUCUCUUGGUUAGCACCAUCUUGCUCUCUCACCUUCCCGCCAAAUUCCUCUUCCUCCGUCUCCUCCGUGGAUCCAAGCAUCUCACCAGCAACUCCAAAACCCAUUGGAUCGUGUGGCUCAGUUGUACCGCUACAGUCAUUAUCUGCGCCUACGUAAUUGCCAGCGCCAUCCCCAUCUUCGGCGGUCUUAUCUCCCUCAUCGGUGCUCUCUUCGGUACCUUUUUCAACUUCCAACCUUUUGGUGUCAUGUGGCUAUACGACAAUUGGAGUUUAGGAAAAAUUCAUAGAUCGUCUAGGUGGAUUUUCAUGGCUUCUUGGAGUAUUUUCGUCAUUGUUAUUGGAAUGUUCUUGAUGAUUGCUGGUACAUACGGUUCCAUCGUUGCAAUUAUCGCCUCAUAUCACACAGCAGGGGGAUCGAAACCUUUUACUUGCGCAGAUAAUUCGAAUUCGGUUUGA
Molecule: messenger RNA, 1413 nt
Organism: Sclerotinia sclerotiorum 1980 UF-70
Lineage: Eukaryota; Fungi; Ascomycota; Leotiomycetes; Helotiales; Sclerotiniaceae
Exons: 5
Coding region: 1-1413 (470 amino acids)
Biological process (GO): amino acid transmembrane transport
Cellular component (GO): vacuolar membrane
Molecular function (GO): amino acid transmembrane transporter activity
Source: RefSeq, a predicted model, not a curated record